Raphanus sativus (radish) is the source of this 689-nucleotide messenger RNA. RefSeq lists its product as uncharacterized. The record is from RefSeq and is a predicted model, not a curated record. Lineage: Eukaryota; Viridiplantae; Streptophyta; Magnoliopsida; Brassicales; Brassicaceae. The transcript is spliced from 4 exons. Bases 114 to 569 code for a protein of 151 amino acids. Gene Ontology annotation, biological process: intracellular sterol transport. Gene Ontology annotation, molecular function: sterol binding.
AUGUAUGUUCUGUCUCUUUGCUUGUUUUUAUUAGUCUCCUUGUCCUCCUCUAAUCAUCAUCUCAAACUCCGAAAAAAAAAAUCUAUUCUUUCUGCUCCGAGAAUCUAUCAAUCAUGUCGAGAUUUGCUCUCGCUAUCUCUUGUCUUCUCUUCGUCUCGACCAUUGUUAGAGCAACCGAUGUCAGUUACUGUGAUGAAAACGAACAGUAUGAAGUAAAGGUAAAAGGAGUUGAUAUAUCGCCUGAUCCUAUAGCUCGUGGCGAGCCAGCCACCUUCAGUAUCUCUGCUAACACAGACAAUGUGAUCUCAAAAGGAAAGCUGGUGAUCGAAGUUUCAUAUUUUGGGUGGCAUAUUCAUUCUGAGACACAUGAUCUUUGUGAUGAGACAACAUGUCCAGUGGCAGUUGGAGAUUUCUUGGUAGCACACUCGCAAGUUCUACCUGGUUAUACUCCUCCUGGUUCAUACUCGCUUAAGAUGAAGAUGCUUGAUGGACACAAGAAGGAGCUAACAUGCAUCAAAUUCUCAUUCAUGAUUGGAUUGGGAUCAUCAUCAUCCGUGGCCGACAUGUAGAGCUAUUUUGCUCGCUGGGAUAUACCCAUGCGAUCACUCCAUUUGCUUUGUAUAAAAAAAGAAAAACAACAUUUCUCUUUACCAACAUUGUUGAUCAAAAAUCAUUUGAAAUUUUCUCAA